CUGUUUAAACAAUACACCAAACCUUCAGAGGUUCAACACGACUUUUCCCCCAACCUUUUUUUCUACCCGGUCUUUAUUUUUUUAUCUCUUUGUGGACACCACAACAACUACACUGACGUCCCUUUUGUAAAGGUCGCUCUUUCCCGUCCUACUCCCAGAACAUCUUUCUUUUCAGAUAUUCUUUGUCAAGCCGCCAAAGUGGAGAGUGUCGUCGCACCAGGGGGUCCUUCUCGUUUCAGCGAGUUCCUGGGGAAGACCCCAGGUUCUGGCGUUCAGAGAUGGGUACCUUCUCGAAGCACUAGACGAGAUGUCAACUCCACCAACGAAAAAGGGCAAAAGGAUGCAAUCUUCCGGAAAGUGAGAGGCAUACUUAAUAAGCUGACUCCUGAGAAGUUUGACAAAUUAUGCUUGGAGCUCCUCAAUGUGGGCGUAGAUUCAAAACUUGUCUUAAAAGGAAUCAUUUUGUUGAUUGUUGACAAAGCCCUUGAAGAGCCCAAGUAUAGCCAGUUAUACGCUCAACUAUGUCUACGCUUGGCAGAGGAUGCACCAAACUUUGAAGAACCAUCAACCGAAAGUCAAGCAACACAAAAGCAGAAUACUACCUUCAGACGGCUUCUGAUUUCCAAGCUUCAAGAUGAGUUUGAGAACCGCGCCAGAAAUGUUGAACUCUUUGAGAAAAAUGACAACCCACUCACCUCUGAGGAGGAGGAGCAGCGUGCUAUUGCAAAGAUCAAGAUGCUGGGCAACAUCAAAUUCAUUGGGGAACUUGGCAAACUCAACCUUAUCCACGAAUCUAUCCUUCACAAGUGCAUCAAAACACUUUUGGAUAAGAAGAAGAAAGUCCAACUCAAGGAUAUGGGUGAAGAUUUGGAAUGCCUCUGUCAGAUAAUGAAAACAGUGGGACCUAAACUUGAUCAUGAAAAGGCUAGGUCUUUGAUGGAUCAGUAUUUUGGCCGCAUGCAAUCCUUAACGACCAACAAGGAGCUGCCAGCUAGGAUUCGUUUCCUGCUGCAGAAUACAGUGGAGCUGCGAGACAACAACUGGGUGCCCCGCAAAGCUCAUACUGACAACGGACCAAAGACGAUCAACCAAGUUCGUCAGGAUGCAGUAAAGGAUUUGGGUGUUUUUAUUCCACCUCCAACCGAUGGAAUGAGGAAUGAAUUCUUCAUGGAAAACUCCUCCUUCCUGCCAACAAGGAUCAAGUUUGACAGGGAAACUCUUGGUGGGCUGGCUGAUAUGUUUGGACAAAUGCCAGGGAGUGGCAUUGGUACAGGUCCAGGAGUCAUUCAGGACCACUAUUCCCCUACCAUGGGACGCCAUCGCACAAACCCGCACUACAACGGCCACAUUGUCAACGGCAGCAGUUCACACCAGCCUCAGUUUGAAGCAGGAAGCAAGCCUUUCAUAAAACCAAACCAGGGGCAGCAGUCACCGGUUUUUAACCACAAACAGAAUCACUUGGUGCAGAUGCAGACUAAGGACAUGGCUCCACGUUUCAGCAAGAAGGGGAAGGUCAAUGCUGAUGAGAUCAGUCUGAGGCCAGCACAGUCCUUCAUCUUGAAUAAAAAACAAGUGCCGAAGCUGCAGCCACAGAUGACUAUGAUGCCUGCCCAAGGUUCUCCUCUGGGACAGGCUCCACAGCUUGGCCUGAAAAUCAAUCCUCCUCCGAUUCAGGAAAAACCUGCAAAGUCCACUAAGAAGGCCCCUCCUACAAAGGAAGAGUUGAGCAAAAUGACAGAGACACUAGUUGCAGAUUACCUGAACAACAAGAACAUCGACGAGGCGGUGAACGCUGCGAGGGAGAUGAAGGCUCCGAAGCACUUUUUGUCUGAGAUGCUGAACAAGAUGGUGGUCUAUUCCCUUGAUCGUUCAGAUGAGGAUAAGGAACAUGCGAGCACACUGGUCCACACACUCUGCACAGAGGGCAUUGUCACUGGUGAAAACCUAUUGCAGGCCUUUUUGAAUGUUCUGGACCAGUGUCCAAAGAUCGAGGAAGAAGUCCCACUGGUGAAGUCCUACCUGGCACAGUUUGCAGCACGUGCGAUCAUCGCCGACCUGGUCAGCGUUGCAGAUUUGGCCCACCAGUUGGAGAAUGGUGCACAUUUCCCGCUGUUCUUGCUCUGCCUGCAGCAGAUGGUCAAACUGAAGGACCGUGACUGGCUGGUUGACCUGUUCCAGCAGAGCAAGGUCAACAUGCAGAAGAUGCUACCUGAAAUUGAUCAGAACAAGGACCGGAUGCUGGAGAUUCUGGAGGGCAAAGGUCUCAGCUUUUUGUUCCCGCUCAUGAAACUGGAAAAGGAGCUGCUGAAACAGAUCAAAGUAGACCCCUCUCCACAGUCCAUCUACAAGUGGAUCAAAGACAACAUCUCUCCUAAACUCCACACUGACAAAGGCUUUGUCAACAUCCUCAUGACCAGUUUCUUGCAGUACAUUGCGUAUGAGAUCAACCCAGACGAUGACGAAGAGCAGCUUGCAGCGCCCAGCAAAGAGCAGCUGGAAGAGGAGAAGCAACUUCUGCUGUCUUUCAAGCCAGUGAUGCAAAAGUUCCUACACGAUCACAUCGACCUGCAAGUCAGUGCGAUGUACGCCCUGCAGGUCCACUGCAAUGCCAAGGGUUUCCCCAAAGGCAUGCUGCUGCGCUAUUUUGUGAACUUUUAUGACAUGGAAAUCAUUGAAGAAGAAGCCUUCCUUUCAUGGAAAGAGGAUGUCACCCAAGAGUAUCCAGGAAAGGGGAAAGCAUUAUUUCAGGUGAACCAGUGGCUGACCUGGCUGGAGACUGCAGAAGAAGAGGAGUCAGAGGGUGAAGAUUUCUGAGGAACCAGGUCAAAGCCAUGUGAUAUCAGGAUGCAAUGGAAGAAUUUUUUUUUUUCUUUUUUUUCCAAACUUUGUAAUUUCUCUUUUUUUGGGGAGGAGGGGUUUGCUUUUGUCCUUCCCUCUCUCAAACCAACUGAUUCUUUCUCCUCUUUAUGAAUAUUUUCAACCACUGUUACAAUUCAUUCCACUAUGAAAUAUUUUGUCAGAUCAAGCCAGCAUCGCCACCAUCUUAUUGUAUUUAUGCUUCUCUUUCUGAUUUUGUUUCAUUCUUAUUUGAUGUCCUACAGCAGAUGUUUUAUACAUUUCGAUCAUCUUGGGUUACGUUUUCUUUACAGUAGGCAGUAUUGUGCAGGGAAACUGUACCAGCACCAAAAUCUGACCCAUUUUAUCACCUUUUACAUCUGGUGUCACAAAGUGCUGCCAUAACUAUUAACUUAAAAACUGUUUACAAAAGAGAAAAGACUUUAACAUAUUGCAAAGAGACUUUUCUCGUUGUUUUAUCUACAUUUGCUAAUCAGUUUUUAGAUGCACUUUGCUCAACGUCAUGAGUCGUUGCAAUAGUAAGAUACACUUUCCUUGAUUUGUUGAAACGAUCUAAGUUGCCGUUUUUUGGCUGCCAUAAUUAUAAUGGUUAUCUUGUGCUUGGAAGCAGACCAUUUUGUCCGGCUUCGACGAUGUCUCACAACAAUGGCCUGUUUUGUUAGCACCGUGAUUUUUCAGCUACCCACAUUUAGUUUAAUGAAUCAAGAGCUUUUUAAAUGUAAAAACUUUUGUGCUGUUAGGAAUGAAUCUGUGUGGCCUUUUUUUUUCUUUUUUUUUUUCUUUUUAAUUUAUCAAUUCAUAUGGAUAUACCUCUAAUGUACCUCGGACUAUACUUGAAUGUCUCGGUUUUUAACUUUGAGACAGCCAAAGCUUAGUUUCCUGUGCUACAGUUGUUCACCACCACGUGUGGGAAAUUUUAGGUCGGUUUGCCAUAUUUGUCAAGUUUUUAAAUGGUCUUUUUAUCUUCAUGAAAUUAUAAAGAAUGCACUGUAUGUGUACACUUAAACCUUCUCCUGGAGUCUCACUGUAAUGUUAAGUACAGGAAGCUUGAGUGUACAACUACAGAUUUACCUUGAAUAAAGUUUAACAGUUCA
Messenger RNA from Larimichthys crocea (large yellow croaker), 3950 nucleotides. RefSeq names its product eukaryotic translation initiation factor 4, gamma 2a (gene eif4g2a). The transcript is spliced from 20 exons. Gene Ontology annotation, molecular function: protein binding; translation initiation factor activity; mRNA binding. The record is from RefSeq and is a predicted model, not a curated record. The coding region runs from base 736 to 2814 and encodes 692 amino acids. Gene Ontology annotation, cellular component: eukaryotic translation initiation factor 4F complex. NCBI's taxonomy places the organism in Eukaryota, Metazoa, Chordata, Actinopteri, Sciaenidae.